Molecule: messenger RNA, 2056 nt
Organism: Aspergillus calidoustus
Lineage: Eukaryota; Fungi; Ascomycota; Eurotiomycetes; Eurotiales; Aspergillaceae
Source: the annotation of a GenBank genome assembly
CAGGCCGCUCGACGUCGGGGCUUGACUUCGUCACCAGACAAUCUGGACCCCUGCGAGCUCCUCUCCGCUUUCUCCAGUCUCGCUUCCGUUUCGUGCGUCUUCUUGCAUUCAUCCUAGGGCACAGAUAUUAUCUCGCCUACAUGAGUUUAUCGCAGGCAUAGAGCCAGAUUCUCUCCUAAUGUCGGAACGCCCCUCUCCUCCAUCCACCUCGCACUUGGAGCCUCCAGGCAAGAGCGUGGAGCUAGAGGACCCAGGGGCUCCUGAUUAUGCCUCGAAUAGCGAUGAGGAGCAUUUCUCAGAUGCAAGCGAAGGCAACUCACGGUCCCGUUCCCGCCCAACGUCUCGUGCAUCUCUUGUCCCUCGGACGCGGGUAGAGAAAGUAGACGACACUCCUUCACACGGCGAAAUCCCAGGAACCAGUGCCUACGAGAAGAGAGAGCUGGAUGCUGUCCCUGACGAAGUCGAGGUAAUCUCGCGCAGCAGGAGUCCUUCAACUGCGGGGCAGCGCCGCCGGUCGUUAACUCCGGGGGUUACAGCAGUACCUCGGACUGUGGUUGAAAAGGUUGACCCGGAUCAACCAAGUUAUGGCGAUGUCCCUGGAACCGAGGCAUACGAAAAACGCAAAGCAGAUGCUGUCCCAGACGUAGUCACGAAAACCUCGGAAUCCUUAAGUCGAUCAGCAUCCCCCACCAGGUCCGAGAGAGCCAGUACGAGCGACACUCCUAUCCCAGAAACGCUGCUGUCUGAAGCAGAGUCAUCGCCAGAUCAAGAGCCACCGCAUCCAGGUCCGCAUGCUCACCGCAGACGUCCAAGCGAUGCUCUUCCGGAUGCGACAGAGCCCGCAUCAACCUCUCCCGAUCUGGAUAGCCCCGAGCAUUCGACUCACAUUCGACGAAGAUCAACAGUAACAGAGGGGGACUUGGCGCAAGUUCCAGGUGGUGAUGACUUUGACGACUUCGAGGAGGGUCAAGAUGACGAUUUUGGUGACUUUGACGAUGGUUUUCAAGAGCCGGAUGAGGAUCUUGUUGAACCUGAAUCUGUCCCAAUGCAGCCCUCUCAGCCACUCACGCCGCCUUAUGUCCCACCUUUAAUAGAGUUUGAUGCCAUCCAGACCUUUUCCGACCUCCUCACCACUCUGGACGAAUCUCUUGACCGAUUAUUUCCUGCUUCCAAAGAUGCAAUUUCCAAUCAGACCGAACUCGAACCCAUCCCUAACUCCUCCGCUAUCUUCAGCACGGAACGCUCUCUUUCAUUAUGGUCACAACUUGUUGCCCCACCCCCGCUCCAACCCCAAAACUGGGUCAAGUCCCGCAUCCGCCGCCUCUUUCUCGUCUCCUUAGGAGUUCCCGUAGACCUAGACGAAAUUCUCCCCGCAUCUAAACAAAAGAAACUCAUCCUCCCAUCCAUCAACCUUGGGGGCCCCAACUCAACCGCACAGGGCUCCCUAUCCCGCUCUCAAAGCCUCGCCAGAAAAGGCUCUCAGAGCGGACCGAAUAGCCCGCGCACAUCCAGCACCGCCGCCCGACAACGAGCAUCUCGACGGCGCGAGGCGUCACCACCAGACCUCGAUCUUACUUCUGUGCGUCGACUCUGCGCAACAACCGACGCAGCCCUAGACGGACUCACCGACUCCGAGCUCCAAUCGCACGUCAAAGAGCUCGAACAGCUAACGCUCCGCGCCUCCGCCGUCCUCGAAUUCUGGCUCAAACGCCGCGACAGCCUAGUGAGCGAGAAGGAAGCUUUCGAAGGCGUGAUAGAGAACCUAGUCAACCAUGCCAGACGAGUACGGAAAUGAUUUAUUAUGACGCCAAAAGAAUCCAGCAAAUAUAUGUUUAAUCAACCCUAACCAUCCCAAUCAAGAUUCAUUCUUACUCUCAUCAUGUCUUAGCCAUAGAGAAACCUCUUUUUCCCCACCCACCUUUGUUGUACUCCCUACUUCAUCUUACCUGGUCAGUUCUUACACCCAUUUCAUUUCUUCUUGGACCAAGGUCUAUAUGGUUUAUUUCCCCGGAUGAUUGGAAGAUUGGCAAGGCCGCAUCAGUAUCACACCCUUUGG